AUGAGGAAGCUGCUAAGUACAGCUAUUAUGGACUUGAAGAAAAUAAAAGGAAAUAAUUUUGAAUCGAAACAUUGUAGUGAUAACUUAAAGUCUUUAAUUAUAAAGAAUAUCCAUAAGUUUGAAAAUGAUGAAAUUCUUAAAAUUAUUGAAAAAUACAAUGAGAAAAAUUAUAAAGAUACCAAAAUUUUAAAAUGUAGUUAUGAUGUUUUUAAAAACAAUGUACAUAGAUAUUCAUUUGAUCAAAUAAAUAAAAUUAUACGUUUAUAUAAUAUAUCAGAAAUUUAUGAUAUUGAUUUUAAUACAUCAGUUUUUAAUUAUAUUAUAAAAAGAUUGGACGCGAUCCCACCUUAUGUAAUAGUCAAUGUCUUUCACAAUUUAAUACGCUCAGGAUUAAGAGAUUACAAUAAUAUUAACCUUAUAAAGGAAUAUUUUAUUAAACAUAUAGACAAAUUCAACAACCUUGACUUAACAAUUAUAUUAAGUUCAUUUACCAUAUUACAAGAAGAAUUAUUGAAAAAAGCUUCAAAUAUAAAUAUCAAGGAUGUUUCAUUUAAUAUAUAUGAUAAGAAGAAAGAGCAUUCUUUAUGUUCUGAAGGACUAUAUGAUUAUAUGGAUAUAUUUAAAAUAAUUUUAAAUAAGAUAGAGAAAGAUAAAAAUAUUCAUGAAACCUUGAGUGUAGUAAAUUCUGUUUUAAUAUUAAAUAUGAUGAGUAGAAUAAAUCUUUGUAAUUACGAAAUAUUUAAAUUUUUUACAAAAACCUAUUAUAAAAAUUUAAACGAUAAAGAUUUAGAACCUCAUCAUUUUACCUUGUUAUUAAAUUCAUUUGCUAAAUGUAAUAUACAUAUUAAUAUUAUGAAGUAUAUAUUAAAAUAUAUGAAUAAUAAAAAUUUUAUUAAUAAUUUAUCUUAUGUAAAUAUUACUAACGCUGUUCAUUAUAUGGCUAAAUUUAAUUAUAAAAAUGCAACAUUUUUAAAUCAUUUGAAAGAUAAAGUAAUUGAAAUUAUUGAUAUCAUUCCUCAGAGAGAAUUUAGUAAUAUCAUGUGGUCCUUAGCUAAAUUACAUAUUAAAGAUGAUUAUUUUUAUUAUAUAGCUUUUCAAAAAAUCAAACAAAUUAUAGACGUAAUAGAUAUGAUGUCUAUUGCUCAAAUAUUAGAUGCCAUGAGAAGAAGAAAAAAUUUAUCGAAUGGACAAGUUAUUUCUAGCACAAUAAAAGAAAACCAGAAUUUACAAAAUCAUAUAUAUUCUCCGUUACAAGAUAUAAAAGAAACAAAAUUAAAUAAACAAAAUAUUGAUUAUAAGAAUAAUAUAGAACAUAAUAAUAAUCAUAAUGAUGAAGAAAAAGAAAUAAAUACAUCACAAACAGAAACACAGAAUAAAGAUUUAAAUAAUAAUAUACAGUCUACAUAUAAAAGCCCACAAAGUAAUAUUAUAUCAAUUGAAAAAAAUAUAAAUACAUAUAAUAUAAUAUCUGAUGAUUUAGAAAAAAAUAUUAUACAUUUAUUAGUAAAUAAAUACAUAAAACACAUACAACAUUGUUCACUUCAUGUCUUAACACAAGUGCCAUUUUGUUGCUUACAGCUUAAUUAUAUUAAUAGUGAUAUAUAUUAUAAAUCAUUAGAAAUUUUAAGAAAAAAAAGAAAUGAUAUGACAACUCUGAAUUUAAUAUAUGCAAAAUAUUUUCUUAGAAUCUUUAUUGAAAAGCAAGAAGCACAUUUUCAAAAAUUACCUCGUUCCCUUAAACAGUUUGCUAAGGAAAUUUUAAAUUCUGAUAAUAAUUAG
Plasmodium adleri (nom. inval.) is the source of this 1779-nucleotide messenger RNA. RefSeq names its product conserved Plasmodium protein, unknown function. The transcript is spliced from 2 exons. Lineage: Eukaryota; Apicomplexa; Aconoidasida; Haemosporida; Plasmodiidae. The record is from RefSeq and is a predicted model, not a curated record. Bases 1 to 1779 code for a protein of 592 amino acids.